AGCCUACGCCGGAAGAAGUCACAUCACUACAAAAGAAGUCUGUUGUAGAAAAUACACAUCGGUCUACUUUGAAUUGGACAAGUCAGUUUGAAAAAUAUCGCAAAGAUACUAACCUUCCUGGUGAACUAUCUGAUAUUUCAAAUCCAAAGCAACUUGAAGAAGAGCUCUGUAAAUACUUUACCGUGUGUCGUAAAGCCAAUGGUGAUGAAUAUUCUGUCGCAUCCCUCCAAUCUGCAAUCAAUGCAUUUAAUCGAUACUUUAAUGGUGAAACAACGGAGACAUUCUCUAUUCCACCAAUUUUCGAUAUUGUUGAAUCGUAUGAUACAUAUAUAGCCAAACGUCCAAUUGAUGCUGAUCCUCAAUUUUAUCUUCACCCUAUAAAAAAAAAUCAUGGCAA
Messenger RNA from Dentiscutata erythropus, 397 nucleotides. NCBI's taxonomy places the organism in Eukaryota, Fungi, Glomeromycota, Glomeromycetes, Diversisporales, Gigasporaceae. The record is from the annotation of a GenBank genome assembly.